CCUCUUUGUAGAUGGGUAUUUUCAAACUGAAUUAUGUUAAAGACAAAUGGCUAGCACAAUUGAAAGGAAUACUUUAUUAGCAUCAUUUGAUGAAAAUUAAUCUCAUAGACGAUUGCACAUAUUAUAAGUAUCUAUCAUAUUACAAAUUUAUCGUUGAUUAAUUUUUUCAAAAUAAUCUAUUGGUAUUGCUGACGAAAAUAUUUCGCAUUUACUUAAUAGUUCACUUGAUGAUCUUGUUCGUGUUAUUGAUAAGUUAUUUAGUUAUGGUCAAUCGUUAAUUCAUUUGCCGCAAUAAUUAAUCUUUAAGACUCCAUUCCCUCAAAAAAAAAUGUGAAAUUUCGUUAUGUUACUUGAAACUUGAGAUAUUAUCUGUAAAUAAGUUUGUUUCAACCAGAUAAAAAUUUAGUAAUGAGAAAAUAGUUUAUUAGAAAAAGAUGUUUUAUCAUAUAUACAGUAACACUCAAAAUUAUAGGUUCACCCUUCUGUAAGAAUUCGUUUGAUCAAGAUUAAUAUUUAACUUGAAUAUGAAAAACAGUUUCAUCAAAAAUCGUUUGCUAUUAUUAGACUAUCGACUUCAAGUCGGCAUUAAAAAGCCAAAUUCAUCCAAUAACAGCUAAGGUCAAUAUAGAAACAAAGCAUUUUCUUGACAAAAUACACUCAAUACAGUCGUCGAAUAUUUUAAUAAAGCGAACACGACGAUUAUUGUUUCCAUUUGUCUAUAUAUAUGCUGCUGUCAAAAAGAAAAAUAGCAACGACAUUAUCAGAGAAAAAAUAUGUCAGAUUAUCUAACAACUUUACCUGUAGAAUUAGUUUAUAAAAUUCUCGAGAAUGUUCCAUUAGUUGAUAUUCUCUUAUUUGUAUGUUUGGUCAACAAACGUCUUCGUUCGAUUUCUCUAACUUCUCCUCGCUCUCAAUUGGACUUUAGUUGUAUGAAUAAAUCUAUGAAAAAAAGCCAAUUUGACUCGAUCUGUACUCAAAUAUUAUAUUCGACAUCUCAAAUUGAAUCUUUGAUACUUUUCGACAAAAACGAUCUGACGGCAUCAAUGAUAAAUAAUCUUUUCUUCUCUCGAUUCAACAUCAUUAAUAAAACAUUUUCAAAUCUUCGUUCGUUGACAUUGACAUAUAUAGAAUAUGAUACAUGGUGCUUAUUCAAAAGUCAACUUCCACCAUUCAUUACGAUGUUAUCUAUUUAUUUAUCCUUUUCUAAUAUUUCUGAAAAUAAACCGACUCCAUCUAUUGUUUUGAGCGAACUACUUUUCCUUUCGUCAUUACUUCAACGUCUCUCUGUCAAAAUGAUUCAUCACAUUAAUGAGAAUGAUUUACAAAUUCGUCCUCCAAAUUCAUCGAUAUUAUCUUCUGUUCAAUAUUUGUGUAUAGAAUCGAUAGAAAUCGAUCUAUUGAAUCUUAUUACAGUUACACCAAUGCUUCAUACUCUUGAAUGCAAAAUUCAAAAUCGAAGUGGGAUAUUACAUAAUAUUUAUCCUCGUCCAAUGUAUUUACAACAACUGAGAAUCGAUCUGCACUCAUACACUUAGAUACAGAUAGCAGCUUUACUCUGGUCGUAUCCACAACUUGUUUAUUUAGUUAUAAUUGCUGAUGAUGUCAAUAAUGAUAUGGCUGAUGGUUUUGCUUGGGAACUAUUAUUGAAAAAGAUAAAACAUUUCGAAUUUAAAUUUGAAUUCUCGGAGUAUGCCUCCAGAGAACAACCACUCGGUCUCGAUUCAUUUCGUACAAAAUUUUGGCUUGAAGAGAAAAAAUGGUUUGUUACAUAUGAUCGAUGUUCGAAUCCUAAUGAUUAUUCAGUACUCUAUUCAAAUUGUUCUUCGAUUAUUGUUAAUCCACCACAUGAAAUAUUUGGAACUCUAAUAUCAGAAACAACUGCAUCAGUACCAUUAUCAUUUUUCCAUGUUCAUCGAUUAGCAAUUAAUGAUGAGUAUCUGAAAUAUCCGUUUCUAUACAGUCAACCUUACAUCUUAUCUUCAAAUGAUAUCGAUGCACUUUGUCGUUCAUUUCCUCAUAUCGAACAACUCGACAUUGAUUCAACAUAUAUAACUGAUCUAGCACAACUUCUCAAUAGAAUGAAAAUGACAUUAACAUAUAUAAUGAUUAGACAACAAUACAUUGUCAAUGAUGAACAAUUGAUAACACGUCAGUGGAUCGAACAAAAUACUGAAUUGAGAAAUUUUCACUACAAAUGCACACGUGGUUUUUAUACUUAUGUUAGAUUGUGGUUUUGA
Rotaria sordida is the source of this 2237-nucleotide messenger RNA. NCBI's taxonomy places the organism in Eukaryota, Metazoa, Rotifera, Eurotatoria, Philodinida, Philodinidae. The record is from the annotation of a GenBank genome assembly.